UCUCUGGGCUACAAGAGUCCGCCAGCGUCUCAGAGUAUAUAAGACGAAAGGGCCCGAGGUAGAAGUAAUCCUUUCCAGAGCGACCAAUACAUCAUCAACUCAAGAUCAACAGCUGCCAGACACAUUCCAACAAAGCGCUGCACUUUUAUUAAACGAACCCAAAGUCAACUUCAGGAACCAGCACCAUGGGCAAAGUGGUCAUCGCAGCGGGAGGCUCAGCUCUGGCCCGGGUCAUCAUCGACAAGCUGGUCGCAGACGACAAACACGACAUUCUUGCCCUUGUCAGGAGCGACAUCAACAACUACCCCUCACUUCCCCGUGUCACGUGGGCGCAGACGACGUACGAGGACAAGGCCGAGCUCGCCGAACUGUUCCGGGGCGCAAUAGCCGUCCUCAGCUUCGUCGGCGUCCUCGACCCGGAGGCCCAGCUGGAGAAGCGCCUCGUCGAUGCGGCCGUCGAGGCUGGUGUCCCGCGGUUCGCCCCCAGCGAGUGGGCAAUGGGCAAGAACCUCGAGACCGCCAUUGUCAACUAUUCCUGGUACGCCGGGAAGCUGGCGAUGCGCGAAUACCUGCGGGAGCUGAACGCCAAUGGAAAGGUCAUCGAGUACUGUCUCUUCCAACCCGGCAUCUUUCUCGAGUUUCUGAGCUGGCCCCACCGCGCAAACAAGCACAUCGCCCCCCUCCCGGGUCACAUGUUGAUCGAGGAGCACCGCAUCAUCGCCAUGGAGGGCCACAUGGACGACGAGUUCUCCCUGACCUCGGUCGAGGACAUCGCGGCCGUCGUCGCGGGCGCGCUCGACUACAAGGGCGAGUGGCCGGUAUAUGGCGGCAUCAGCGGCCAGCGGCUCACGUACCAUGAUGUGCAGAGGAUUGGUGAGAAAGUUCGUGGGAAAUCAUUCCAGAUUGAUCUCGUCAAGAAGGAGGACCUCGAAGCGAAUGUCAUCAAGGUCGAUGGCCUCAGGACGCUCGAGAUCCGUGCAAUCCCAAAGGACCAGUGGGAGUCUUUCACCAAGAUUGCGAUUAUCGGCACGCUGCUGUCCAUCCACAAGGGAGGCUGGAAUGUGCCGGGCACGUGGAACGAGCUGCUGCCGGAGCUCAAGUUCGUCCAGCUCGAGGAGCUUGCACAAAGGCUAUGGGGCAAGCAGUAGAUUGGCAGGACGCAACGCGGUAAAGAUCUGCAAGAGCUGGCAAUAGUGUCGUGGGGCUAGAGAUGGGAAUCGUGCGGGUCGCGGCCGAGUGUUUGUUGGUGCUGGCCAGGACGGUAGGGCAGUCUGUGAAGAUAGGCCGAACAUGUUUUAAUGGGGAUGUUGAAUCGUCCGUGCCGUCGGCUAAUUCAAGCCCGCCAGUCUCUUCUGCCAAUUUCACAAGCCUAUUUAGUCAGCGUGUCGUCGUUGGCUCGCCGUGUGUCGGAGCCGAAGGAGAGUCCCACCUCGACAGCUACUUCGGCUGAGCCCGAUCGAGAUGCGACCCUCUAAGCCAGAUUGAGAGCUACCCCAGCCGCACGACAAUGCCAAAUCAGCUCG
Messenger RNA from Microdochium trichocladiopsis, 1523 nucleotides. RefSeq lists its product as uncharacterized. NCBI's taxonomy places the organism in Eukaryota, Fungi, Ascomycota, Sordariomycetes, Xylariales, Microdochiaceae. The record is from RefSeq and is a predicted model, not a curated record. The transcript has 5 exons. The coding region runs from base 186 to 1148 and encodes 320 amino acids.